AUGGCGACUACAAACGGGACAACAGGACGAGCUUCGUCCGUGGCCUCGAGCUCGGGUAGUUUCGUCGAUGCGUCCGGGUACAAGUACUCCGAGAAGGACAUGAAGCCCGGCAAGAUCAAGUUGAAGAAGCAAGCAUCCGGCAAGGCUGUCAAGGCCGGCAGCAAGCCGGAGCCGCCUGGAAAUGACGUUGACGCUCCCGGUUCGCCCGAUUCAUCCCCGAUCCUCCCAGAGAUGGAUGAGAAGACCAUGGCCUCUUUUCCGUCUGGAAAACCCCGAGAAGAUCAAAUCGAAACUGUUAUAUGCAAGCACUGCAAACGGCCGGUGUUGAAGCAAGCGGCUGCCGAGCAUAUACGCGGUUGUUUGAAAGCCAAACAGGAGAAGGCCCGGAAGAAGAAGGAGGCCCGCGAUGCGAAGAACCAGGCCAAGGAAGCGGUUGCCGACAAGGAUGGCGACGACAAGGCAGACGAUGACAAGGCGGGAGAUGCGGACGAUGCUGUCAACGGUCAGAAGAGCGCAAAGAAGAGCGCCGUCAAAGGGACGGCCGAUGACGGCACGAAGAAAGGCAAGAAGCGCAAGGCUGACGGCGAGGAAGAGAAGGAGAAGGAGCCCAAGAAGAAGAAAAAGAAGGAGGAGCCUAAACCCAAGGUCCCGAAACCAAAAGGGCCCGUCGACGUCGAAAAGCAGUGUGGUGUCACCCUUCCUAAUGGUGCCCAGUGUGCGCGGUCUCUCACCUGCAAGAGCCAUUCGAUGGGCGCUAAGCGUGCUGUGCCUGGGCGGUCUUUGCCCUAUGACAUGCUCCUCCAGGCGUACCAGAAGAAGAAUCAGGCCCGGCAGCAAAAAGCUGCAAUCGAUGCGAACGCACCGCUUCAGGACGACUUUGACAAUAAUGGCCCCGUGGAUUCUGACGAAGAGCGGGAUGCCGUCAUGGCUGCCAUCUCCCGUUCAUGUCCUCGACCUCUGGAGACACACGUAUUGAUGCCGACGAGAAAGAAAUAUCACUAUGUUCGGAUGAAGGAGAUGCUGUCGAAUGUCCUAGGGGGUGCUCGAGGCGGAGGCCUAUUCUCUACCGGAGACUCGACUGCCCAGGGUGGCAGGGGUUUGUUCCAGUCUGCCGAAAGCCCAACUUUGACGUCUCCAACUGUGCCUGAGGCGUCGGCUGAUUCGUCCAAGAAGGCGGCCGCGACGCAAUCGAGCACAUCCAAUCGCCCCGCUACAAAUCCCCCUGCAAAGACUGCCGUCGCGGCAACUUCGUAG
Molecule: messenger RNA, 1254 nt
Organism: Rasamsonia emersonii CBS 393.64
Lineage: Eukaryota; Fungi; Ascomycota; Eurotiomycetes; Eurotiales; Trichocomaceae
Product: SAGA complex component (Sgf73)
Exons: 4
Coding region: 1-1254 (417 amino acids)
Biological process (GO): RITS complex assembly; regulatory ncRNA-mediated heterochromatin formation; regulation of transcription by RNA polymerase II
Cellular component (GO): SAGA complex
Source: RefSeq, a predicted model, not a curated record